AAAAAAGUUUUUAUAAAGAUGAAUUGUUUAGAAAACAGAGUUUAAAAGCAAGUAUUUGAAGUUGUAAUGCAGAUGAAGCGCUAAUGACGACGUGUCUUUUUAACCAGGAACAUUUUCUGAUUUUCUAAGAAUGUCUGCAAGAAAUAAAAAGAAGAGUUCUUCAUUUCCUGUCUGCACAGAAAGUGUAAGACGUUAUAGCGGGGUUAAAGAUUAACCAAGUUGCGAGCGGCGCUCACUUUGCAGCCGAACGUGGUCCCGCCAGACGUCCGCCAUGAGCUCCUUCGCUCACAUCCUCCAGGAGGUGGGAGAGUUUGGCUUCUUCCAGAAGCGUCUGGUGGCCAUCUUGUGUAUCCCCAGCAUCUUCAUGGCCUUCGACGUCAUCGGCCAGGUGUUCACGGGCCUGGCCUUCCCCAACUUCUGCGACACCUCCUGGAUCCUGGAGCGAGGAGCCAACCUCGUGCCGUGCCUCAACGGCUCCACCUUCGAGGCGCCGCCGGGAGCCUCCAGCGUGGUCACUGAGUUCCAGCUGGUGUGUGACAGAAGUUCCUUCAUCGAAGCGUCCCAGUCCGUCUACAUGGCCGGAAUUCUUGUGGGGGCCUUGCUGCUGGGGGCCAUGGCUGACAGGUUCGGUCGGCGUAUUGUGGUCCUGCUGACUCAUCUUUUUCUCUUCUUGUUCGGCGUCACUUCUGCCUUUUCUCCAAAUAUUUAUUUUUACAUCACACUCAAAUUCCUGUGUGGAUUUUCACUGUCUGGAAUUAUCACCACCACGUUUGUGAUCGGUGGAGAGUGGUGUGAGUCGUCCAAGUACGCCCUGUGCACCAUCGUCAUUUACACCUUCACUUCAGUGGGCUUGCUGCUCCUGUCAGGUGUUGCUUACCUCAUCCGUCACUGGAGGAUCCUGCAACUUGUCCUCUACUCGCCUCUUCUGCUGCUGCUGCCUCUUCUCUACUGGUUUCUGCCAGAAUCUGCUCGCUGGCUCCUCACUCAGGGCAGGAAGGAGGAAGCCGUGAAGGAACUGAGGAGAGCAGCAAAGGUCAAUGGCAGGACCAUCUCACAACAUCUGCUGGACAAGCUGGAGAUGGAGGCGUGUCCCCACAGAAGACGCAGACAAAACCUGUUGGACAUCUUCAGGAUUUCCUACUUGAGAAAACGAGCGCUGGUGAUGAGUUACAUCUGGUUUGCCACCAGCCUGGUCUACUACGGCCUGAGUCUCAACGUGGGGAACUUUGGUGUCGACGUCUACUUGACCCAGUUCAUCUUCGGCCUGGUGGAGAUUCCUGCUGUCCUCGGCUCUCUGCCGCUCAUCCAGCGCUUUGGCAGGCGGCCGGGCCAGGCCGGAUUGUUGAUGUUUGCGGGCGCCGCCUGCCUCACCAGCAUCGCCGUGCCCAAAGAUCUCCCCGUGGUGACAACGGCCAUGGCCGUCAUUGGGAAAUUCGCCGCCACCGCCUGCUUCACCAUCACGUUCGUUUACGCGCCGGAACUUUAUCCCACCACGCUGAGGCAGAACGGCAUGGGCCUCAACUCCAUGUGCGCGCGCGUCGGAGGCAUCCUGGCGCCGCUGAUCCGACUGCUCCACGCCUACCAUGACGUCAUCCCCAUGUCUUUAUAUGGCGCGGUGCCCGUCAGCGCCGGGCUCCUGUGUUUGCUGCUGCCGGAGACGCGCGGCGUGGAGCUGCAGGAUCACGCCGAGAUGACGUAAUGAUGACGUCCUGACGCUCACGCGCCACGACUGCUUGGAGCAUCCACGCCCUUCGCUUUGUUUUGCAGGGAACAUGGCGCCGGAAGCAGCGACCGCGAGGAGGACGGAGGAACGGAAACGCCCUUCUAGCGGAGAUGCGCUGUUACCAUGGCAACAGCCGCUCGCCAACACAGAAGAAAACAUCAAAUCCUCAAGAUAUUCUCUCUUUUUGGACUUUUAAAAAAUUUCUAUUUCUUUAUUAUAAUUUUUUUUCUCUCUUAAUUUUUUGGACUUUUGAAAAGGAACAAGUCGUUUUAUGAUAUGUACUCGUUCUGUACUCCUGUUUACAUUGAAGUAAAACAGUGAAAUAAUCAUACAAAACGUGAACAUGAGUGCUUUUAAAUGAAAGUAAGCAACAAAAGAUCGAACAUUCAUGCUUUUAAUUGGACAGAAGAUGUCAGGUUUAAGCACCAAACUAUCUAUUAAACAGGACAAGAAGCAAGGAAUCAAGCAGAGACCGAUUUCAAUGUUGCUCAUGGGGAGAAACGUAUGGUGCUGCACACUCAGUUAUAGUCUCCCACCACGCUCUGAGGUACAGCCCCCGCACUCCCCAUUUUAUUCAGGAGUUCCCUAGUUACAUCGCUGAAGCUGCUUCUCAAGGGAGGGUACACAUAUUACACAAGCAGCUCCAGUAGACACAAU
Molecule: messenger RNA, 2380 nt
Organism: Nerophis lumbriciformis (worm pipefish)
Lineage: Eukaryota; Metazoa; Chordata; Actinopteri; Syngnathiformes; Syngnathidae
Source: RefSeq, a predicted model, not a curated record